AUGGAGUCCAAAAGAAACAAAGUUCGCCAAAGGAUUCAUCUUUACCAUAUCCCUAAUAAAUAUAUGCGUUCUGUAACUUUUUCAAAAGGUAAAUUUGGAAUUUUAAAGAGAUCAAGUGAGCUUUCUACUUUAUGCGGAUCGAACAUUGCAAUAAUCUUGUUUAGUGAAAGUGGAAGAGCGUAUUCUUUUGGUAAUCCUAAUACAAAUGCAGUAUUUGAUCGACUUAUGGGUGUCGUUCCCAAAAGAGUGUUUGAUGCAACAUUCCAUGAACUCGUCAAGCCUGAAAAGGUUCCACAUGUUCAAUAUAUUCAAACUCAAAUAAUGGAGGCUGAGAAGACACUCGCUCAAGAGCAGGGCCGACCCUGA
Messenger RNA from Impatiens glandulifera, 366 nucleotides. RefSeq names its product agamous-like MADS-box protein AGL28. The coding region runs from base 1 to 366 and encodes 121 amino acids. The transcript has a single exon. Gene Ontology annotation, molecular function: protein dimerization activity; RNA polymerase II cis-regulatory region sequence-specific DNA binding; DNA-binding transcription factor activity, RNA polymerase II-specific. Gene Ontology annotation, biological process: regulation of transcription by RNA polymerase II. NCBI's taxonomy places the organism in Eukaryota, Viridiplantae, Streptophyta, Magnoliopsida, Ericales, Balsaminaceae. The record is from RefSeq and is a predicted model, not a curated record.